AUGAAUGUAAGUUUGGAUCUUUUACUAAGGAAUGCUCGCAAAAACAAUAGAAGAGAUGAUGGUGUUGCAUACCUUGCUUCAAAACUAGAUAGACGAAAUCCAUUGAAGGAUAAGAACAUCAACCACAAUAACUCCUCUGCGAUGCAUGCGAGUUCAGCAACAUUGUCAAGGACUGACAACAAAAGGAGUGUUCCAGUUGAAGCAAAUCGACAAGUCAGUCAUGCCUUGCGACCAAUCAAGCAAGAUUCCCCUAGAAAGAAUAACAACCCCAAACGAGUGGAAGCCAUCAUGCCAAAUGGAAAUGUUACUAGAAGAGAUGAUUCCAUUGUAGCAUUGAGAAGCUUAGACGACCAUGACCCCUUGAAAGCGAAGACAACAAUGAAUAGAUCAAAGCAUAUUAAUAAUUCUCAAUCACCUCAAUUUAAGGCAAUGGCAGGACUGGUUCACAGACCAAAGAAUUUUGAUGGACUGGAUCGAUACGAUGAUGCCUUACCUUCUAGGUUAAAGAGGCAAGUUGAAGAUGUGGAGGCCCGUGAUUGUAGACCGAAGAAUAAGAAGAAAAGAGGCAUAGAAUCAAAUGAAGUUGAUGAUGGCAAAGGCGAUGAUAGCUUUGCUAAGAAAACAUUAGAAUCAUUGCCAAAAGAUCAUGUGUCACUUGAUUGUACUAAUGAAGCUACACAACCGAAGAAACUAACUCAUAGAAAGUUGAAGAAAUGGAGACAAGACAUCAUGAGAAAUGAAGAUGAAGAACUCCAUGUUGAUGGUGGUGAUCAUAGUCCUUUGGAUGCUGAUGACGAUAGUUCGAGAUUGACAUCUCAAGCUCCUAUUCUGAUAGAUUGUCUGGCCAAAGUGCCUGCACCAUUUGUUUUGGAACAUGUCAAGAAGAAAUGCAACUAUUGCUCAAAGUCUAUUGAUGAACCUAUUUGGAGUGGAAUCUUUAAGAUUGACGGAGAGGAAUACAUAUCGUUGGCUGGACAUUUGUCAACCAAAUCGUGUGACAAAGUAUGGGAACUUUCAAGAUCAUUGAUGCCAGUUGUUGAAGUGACAAAGCUUUCCAGGUCAAAGUUCAAAAUAUGGGAGACAUCAAAACCCUCUUGUGACAGCAUUGGCUUGUAUUUCUUCCCUAAUAAGUUGAGGCAUGAUGAAGAUCUGGAUAAACUAGUGAAGGAAGUCAUAGAGGAUGAUCUGGUCCUGCAGACUGUUAUUGGUGGAGCUGAGAUGCUGAUAUUUCCUUCUACUCUACUUCCUGAAAGAUACAAGACUUUUCAAAGGAAACACUACCUGUGGGGUGUAUUCAGGCCAAGACAAGAUCAAUGUGCUACAGUGGCAGAGCCAGUACAUGAUACAGUGUGGUGCGCACAGGAGAAAGAGAAGGAGGAACAGCAUGCCUCAAACCAGCAAGAUGAGGUCCAAGAAGUCCACUGGAAGUCGCCUGCUAAGAGCAUGCAGCAAGCUGCAGCAACUAGAGCUCCUGAAGAAAGACAACUGGGAGAUGCAUUGCGUCACACUCUGCACCGUGCUGAAGCUACUGCAAUUGCUACCAAUCCUGCUGCCGUAACAAUUGAAGCUACGGCAGUUGCUACCGAUCCUGCUGCCGUAACAACUGAAGCUGCCACCAUACCUACUGAAGCUAAUGAAAAUGAUACCAAUGCUGCUACCAUACCCGGAAAUCAUGUGCAGAGCGACUCAAUUGUCGGGGUUCCCUCGGGCAGGUUUUUCUGUUUCGUUGCCGGACAGACUCCAAAACUCGAGCAGCUCAUUCAAGAGAUGAAGCGUGAAGGUUCGUUGGUACUUGCUAUCCGGGGGGAGACGAUUGGUGGUGGUCUAUGGCCAGGCAACAUCGCCUCCACUAAUAUAAGCAGGGCAUGA
Molecule: messenger RNA, 1869 nt
Organism: Miscanthus lutarioriparius
Lineage: Eukaryota; Viridiplantae; Streptophyta; Magnoliopsida; Poales; Poaceae
Source: the annotation of a GenBank genome assembly